This is a messenger RNA of Hordeum vulgare subsp. vulgare (domesticated barley), 1559 nucleotides long. Its product is annotated as probable jasmonic acid carboxyl methyltransferase 2. The transcript is spliced from 4 exons. The coding region runs from base 130 to 1209 and encodes 359 amino acids. The record is from RefSeq and is a predicted model, not a curated record. Gene Ontology annotation, biological process: methylation. Lineage: Eukaryota; Viridiplantae; Streptophyta; Magnoliopsida; Poales; Poaceae. Gene Ontology annotation, molecular function: S-adenosylmethionine-dependent methyltransferase activity.
UAUUGAUAAGCAGCCAUCCCUAGUUAGCAGAGGAAAAUAAGAACUAAGGUUCAAGUACAUCAUUAGCAGUGGCCUCCUAAUCUUGUUCUAUCAGGUUUUCUGGAGGUUACCCUCGCUCUAACCAAAGCCAUGGCCUCCAAGCAGAUGGUGCAUAUGAACCAAGGACAAGGGGAAAGAAGUUAUGCUCGCAACUCUGGUAUUCAGAACGCUCAGCAGAACAGGAUGAAGCUCCUGAUAGAAAGAGCCAUCAUAGACUUAUGCAGCUGCAGCAGCAGCAGCACCUUGUUACCAGCUGACAAGAUGGUGAUCACGGACUUGGGCUGCUCCUCUGGCCCAAACGCGCUGGCACUGGUGUCGGUCGCUGUCGAGGCAAUCCAUGGUUACUGUCUUCAGUUCCAGCUGCCACCACCGGAACUGUGUGUGUUCCUCAACGACCUGCCUGACAACGACUUCAACACGGUGGUGAAGAGCCUCGCCACACUCCGUCGAACCAACGAACCUGUUGUUGUGACGGGUGUCGCACCGGGGUCGUUUUACGAGAGGCUCUUCACUAGUAGCUCCGUGCAUCUUGUGUGCUCCUCCAGUAGCCUGCACUGGCUCUCAAAGGCUCCUGAUGUUCUAACGAGGAACCAGAUCCCGGCUUACUACACCGAUGAGUAUGCUAGGCGUGAAAACCUCCCUAUGGUCCUUGAUGCCUAUGCACAACAGUUCAGGAAUGAUUUCAGACAUUUCCUGGGGCUGAGAGCCAAAGAAUUAGUUCCGGGAGGCCAGAUGGUUCUUUCCAUUAUAGGGAGGCAUUCCGAUGGCAUCGCCCGCUUUCACAUCUGGGACAUCCUUGCUCAGGUUCUAAGCCUUAUGGCCUCAGAGGGUGUAAUCGACAAGGUGAAGUUUGAUUCUUUCUACGUGCCAGUCUAUGGGCCUUCGAAGGAAGAUCUAAGGGAGGUCAUCCAAGAAGAGGGUUCCUUUUCGAUCAAGGAGAUUCUGGUGCACGACUUUUUAAGCGACCUGGACAGUGCACUCGUCACCCCGAGCUGGAUCGCGAACCAGAUAAGGGCCGUGUAUGAACAGAUAGUCGUGCAGCAUUUCGGAGAUGUGAUGGACGAGUUCGUGAGGAUCGCGGAGCGGCGCUGGAGCCUCCAGGACGGAGGCUUGCUCGAGGAAGAACAUGCCGGAUUAGCUAUGCUCACUCUGUCGGUCGCCAAGGCAUGAUGGAUUUAGAUGAUCGUACAUGGUCGGUGGUCUGACUGCUUUGCUUUUUCCAAAGGUACGCCACAUUUGAAUGAGACUGAUCCGUUGAUUUCUUCAAGGCGACAAUGUCAACAGUUUCCUUUGAAUUUUGUCUCGCCUUGGCGGCCGGUUUACAAGGCAACAAUGUCAAACACGUCCACGCUUCAUUAAUCGGUUUACAUAUUGGAGUGGGCUUUCUUGCGUCAUAUACCAUGUGAUUGCUUCUCUUCUGUGUUUACAGACUUUAUGCAUAUUUCUAUUAUUAUGUAAUUGAAGGGACCAUUUUAUAUAUUGUAAACAAUUUGUGGUUCAUUUGUCCAUGUACAUAUUCA